Miniopterus natalensis is the source of this 1939-nucleotide messenger RNA. The record is from RefSeq and is a predicted model, not a curated record. Lineage: Eukaryota; Metazoa; Chordata; Mammalia; Chiroptera; Miniopteridae.
AUGUUCAGGAUGUUUCUGUUCCUGCUGCUGCUGUGGUUUCUGCCCCCCACUGAGGGGUCCCAGCGGGCUGAACCCAUGUUCACGGCAGUCACCAACUCGGUUCUGCCCCCCGACUAUGACAGCAACCCCACCCAGCUCAACUAUGGCGUGGCAGUUACUGAUGUGGACCAUGAUGGGGACUUUGAGAUCGUCGUGGCAGGGUACAACGGCCCCAACCUGGUUCUGAAGUACGACCGGGCCCAGAAGCGGCUGGUGAACAUCGCAGUGGACAAGCGCAGCUCCCCCUACUAUGCGCUGCGGGACCGGCAGGGCAACGCCAUCGGGGUGACAGCCUGUGAUAUCGAUGGGGAUGGCCGUGAGGAGAUCUACUUCCUCAACACCAAUAAUGCCUUCUCAGGGGUGGCCACGUACACGGACAAGUUGUUCAAGUUCCGCAAUAGCAGGUGGGAAGACAUCCUGAGCGACGAAGUCAACGUAGCCCGCGGUGUGGCCAGCCUCUUUGCCGGGCGCUCUGUAGCCUGUGUGGACAGGACGGGCUCCGGACGCUACUCUAUCUACAUCGCCAAUUAUGCCUACGGUAACGUGGGCCCUGAUGCCCUCAUUGAAAUGGACCCCGAGGCCAGUGACCUCUCCCGGGGCAUUCUGGCGCUCAGAGACGUGGCUGCUGAGGCAGGGGUCAGCAAGUAUACAGGAGGCCGGGGUGUCAGCGUGGGUCCCAUCCUCAGCAGCAGUGCCUCGGAUAUCUUCUGUGACAACGAGAAUGGACCCAACUUCCUCUUCCAUAACCGAGGUGAUGGCACCUUUGUGGACGCAGCUGCCAGCGCUGGUGUGGACGACCCCCACCAGCAUGGACGAGGUGUUGCCCUGGCGGACUUCAACCGUGAUGGCAAAGUGGACAUCGUCUACGGCAACUGGAAUGGCCCGCACCGCCUCUAUCUGCAGAUGAGCGCCCACGGGAAGGUCCGCUUUCGGGACAUCGCCUCACCCAAGUUCUCCAUGCCCUCCCCUGUCCGCACAGUCAUCGCCGCCGACUUUGACAAUGACCAGGAGCUAGAGAUCUUCUUCAACAACUUUGCCCACCGAAGCUCCUCAGCCAACCGCCUCUUCCGCGUCAUCCGCAGGGAACACGGUGACCCCCUCAUUGAGGAGCUCAAUCCUGGCGAUGCCUUGGAGCCUGAGGGCCGGGGCACAGGGGGUGUGGUGACAGACUUUGACGGAGAUGGGAUGCUGGACCUCAUCUUGUCCCACGGAGAAUCCAUGGCCCAGCCGCUGUCCGUCUUCCGGGGGAAUCAGGGCUUCAGCAACAACUGGCUUCGAGUGGUGCCGCGGACCCGGUUUGGGGCCUUCGCCAGGGGGGCGAAGGUCGUGCUCUACACCAAGAGGAGCGGGGCCCACCUGAGGAUCAUCGACGGGGGCUCAGGCUACCUGUGCGAGAUGGAGCCCGUGGCACACUUUGGCUUGGGGAAGGAUGAGGCCAGCAGCGUGGAGGUGACAUGGCCAGAUGGCAAGAUGGCCAGCCGGAACGUGGGCAGCGGGGAGAUGAACUCGGUGCUAGAGAUCCCUUACCCCCAGGACGAGGACAGACUUCGGGACCCAGCCCCGCUGCAGUGCGGCCAAGGAUUCUCCCAGCAGGAAAAUGGCCAUUGCAUGGACACCAACGAAUGCAUCCAGUUCCCGUUCGUGUGCCCCCGGGACAAGCCCGUGUGUGUCAACACGUAUGGGAGCUACAGGUGUCGGACCAACAAGCGGUGCAGUCGGGGUUACGAGCCCAACGAGGACGGCACGGCCUGUGUGGCUCAAGUGGCCUUUUUAGGUGGGUAUCCUUCUGCCGCCUUUAGAAUCUCUGAGCCUCUCUCUCGGGCCUCAUCUCUUUCUCUAGGCCUUGGACUUUGCCUUCAGUUAUAUGCAUUUUAAAUUCCAUCAAUAAAGGAAAAAAAAA